This is a messenger RNA of Ceratotherium simum simum (southern white rhinoceros), 590 nucleotides long. Its product is annotated as calcitonin gene-related peptide 1. Lineage: Eukaryota; Metazoa; Chordata; Mammalia; Perissodactyla; Rhinocerotidae. Gene Ontology annotation, molecular function: hormone activity; calcitonin receptor binding. Gene Ontology annotation, cellular component: extracellular region. Gene Ontology annotation, biological process: regulation of cytosolic calcium ion concentration; adenylate cyclase-activating G protein-coupled receptor signaling pathway. The record is from RefSeq and is a predicted model, not a curated record.
GCCACUGUCUCCUCUCCAGGCUACCUGCUACCUGCUGCCAGAGAGGCAUCAUGGGCUUCUGGAAGUUCUCCUCCUUCCUGCCUCUCAGCAUCUUGGUCUUAUACCAGGCAGGCAUCCUCCAGGCAGCACCACUCAGGUCUGCCUUGGAGAGCCGCCCAGACCCCGCUAUACUCCCUGAGGAGGAAUCAGGACUCUUACUGGCUGCGCUGGUGAAGGACUAUGUGCAGAUGAAGGCCAGGGAGCUGGAGCUGGAGCAGGAGACAGAGGGCCCCAGCAUCCCUGCUCCGAAGGGAUCCUGCAACACUGUCACCUGCGUGAUCCAUCGGCUGGAAAGCUUGCUGAGCAGAUGGGGUGUGUUGAAGAGCGACUUCAUGCCCACUGACGUGGGCCCUGAAUCCUAUGGCCGACGCCGCAGGGACCUUCAGGCCUGAGCAGUGAAAUGACUCCAGAAGAAGAUCACCAUGAAGCUGAACUCUACUUCCUUUAAUCUGUAGUGAGAGCAACUUGUAGGACAGGGAGCGUGGAAGACACACCUAUAUGCAUGCUUCUAGAUACUGAAAUCACUCUUUUUUGUUUGAAAUAAACUAAAG